Messenger RNA from Parnassius apollo (apollo), 2241 nucleotides. NCBI's taxonomy places the organism in Eukaryota, Metazoa, Arthropoda, Insecta, Lepidoptera, Papilionidae. The record is from the annotation of a GenBank genome assembly.
AUGUCUUCAUUGCGCAUGAAGGCAGCAAAAUGCCCUUCUGAUGAGCUUGCCAUCACAAACUGCGCCCUCAUUAAUCCAGAUGAUUUCCCUAGCGAUGUCAAGCAUAUAGAGGUUACAACCGGACCUUCUCAGCAUUUCGUAUUUAGUAUUCGAUUCUAUAGCGGAGUUGAUCGUGGCACUGUGGGGUUUUCAGCACCACAGCGAAAAUGGGCCACUCUGUCUAUUGGGCAGCCAAUUGACGUGAAACCAUUUAAACCACAAAAUGCAGAAUGCUUGUGCAGCGUAUCAUUGGAAGCGGACUUUAUGCUGAAGAAAACCACUUCCUUAGAACCAUAUGACUCAGAACAAAUGGCACGCGACUUCCUCAUUCAGUUUUCCAAUCAGAUCUUCACCGUUGGACAACAACUGGCAUUUUCAUUUCAGGACAAAAAAGUAUUAUCAUUGAUUGUCAAGAAUUUAGAAGCCGUGGAUGUACAAGCGUUGGCAUCAGGAGCAAAUGCAGUACCGCGAAGAUGCAGAAUGGGAAGAUUGUUGCCCGAUGCCUGUAUUCAGUUCGACAAAGCGGAAAACUCUUCUCUUAACUUGGUCGGAAAAGCUAAAGGAAAACAACCACGACAAUCCAUUAUCAACCCUGACUGGGACUUCGGCAAAAUGGGGAUCGGUGGUCUGGACAAGGAGUUCAAUGCUAUAUUCAGACGUGCGUUUGCAUCACGAGUCUUCCCUCCAGAAGUUGUGGAGCAAUUGGGAUGCAAGCACGUAAAAGGUAUCUUGUUAUAUGGACCUCCCGGCACGGGUAAAACCUUGAUGGCUCGUCAAAUCGGAAAGAUGUUGAACGCUCGCGAACCAAAGAUUGUAAACGGUCCACAAAUAUUGGACAAAUAUGUUGGUGAGAGUGAAGCCAACGUAAGGCGCUUGUUUGCCGAUGCCGAGGAGGAGGAGAAAAGGUGUGGACCCAACAGCGGCUUACAUAUCAUCAUAUUCGACGAAAUCGAUGCUAUCUGCAAGGCCCGAGGCUCUGUGGGUGGAAACACUGGGGUACACGACACUGUGGUCAACCAGCUGCUCUCGAAGAUCGAUGGCGUUGAUCAACUAAACAACAUCUUGGUGAUCGGUAUGACCAACAGACGUGACAUGAUCGACGAAGCUUUGCUCCGUCCGGGCAGACUUGAGGUCCAAAUGGAGAUCGGCUUGCCCGACGAGAACGGACGCAUACAAAUCUUGAGCAUUCACACCAAACGCAUGCGAGAGUACAAGAAGAUUGCAGAGGACGUCGAUAAUAAAGAGCUAGCAGCACUCACAAAGAAUUUCUCUGGUGCUGAACUAGAAGGUUUAGUGCGGGCUGCACAGUCAACUGCUAUGAAUAGACUCAUCAAGGCCUCAAGCAAAGUGGAAGUUGACCCGGAGGCCAUGGAGAAACUCAUGGUGGAGCGCGCGGACUUUUUACAUGCAUUGGAAAAUGAUAUUAAACCGGCAUUUGGUACAGCUGCUGAAGCUUUGGAGCACUUCCUAUCCCGUGGGAUUAUAAACUGGGGCACUCCCGUGUCAUCAAUUUUGGAAGACGGAAUGCUUUACAUUCAACAAGCGCGCGCAACUGAAGAGAGCGGUCUUGUAGCAGUCCUUUUAGAAGGACCACCCAACAGCGGGAAGACAGCUUUGGCAGCGGAAUUAGCGAAGAGGUCCGAUUUCCCGUUCGUGAAAGUUUGUUCGCCAGAAGACAUGGUUGGCUUCACAGAAAAUGCCAAAUGCGCGCAGAUACGGAAGUACUUCGACGAUGCGUACCGUUCAAGUCUCUCAUGCAUUCUCGUGGACAAUAUCGAGCGAUUGCUGGACUAUGGGCCGAUUGGACCGCGUUACUCUAACUUGACACUGCAGGCGUUGCUGGUGCUGCUCAAAAAGCAGCCGCCUAAAGGCAGGAAGCUGCUCAUAUUGUGCACUAGCAGCCGAAGACAAGUGUUAGAAGACAUGGAGGUUCUCUCGGCCUUCACUGGUAUCCUCCAUGUGCCAAACCUGUCGCAACCAGAACAUGUGAUGGCCGUGUUAGAAGAAUGUGAUGCAUUCGGCAAGAAGGAUCUAGGCAAGAUACAAAAGAACUUAAAGGGUGCCAAGAUAUUUAUCGGCAUCAAGAAGCUUCUAGCUCUAGUCGAUAUGGUGAAACAAACCGACGAAGAAUCCAGAGUGGUGAAAUUCCUUACGAAAAUGCAAGAGGAGGGUGGUCUCGAUCUCGGCACCACCAUACACUAA